AUGUCAACCAUCUACCGAGAACGAGAACGCGAGCGAGACUGGGACGCUGUCUCUUCCCGCGGUGGGGGGCAGACUUUUACCACGGUCAAGCGCUACAAGGUUCCUGACAAGCCGUCUCACUCGCACUUCGACGAAGAAGAGUAUGAGGACGUCAAGGAGACCCGCAUCGUCCGUGAACGAGAGCGCUCGCCGCCUCGUGACGUCCGCGAGGUCAGGGAAUACGUCGACAUCCGCGAAACCGAGCGCGAGCCUGCUCCACGAGAGAUUCGCGAGUACCGCUACGUCGAACGUGAGGUCGAGCGUUCGCCGUCACCUCCCCGCCGCGAAGUUCGCGAGUACCGCAUCGAGCGCGAGAUCGACCGCUCGCCGUCCCCUCCACCCGUGAGAGAAUACCGCAUCGAGCGCGAAUGGGAGAGAGAACCACAGAAGAGCCCGUACGAGCUCGAGCGAUACUCGAAAUCGACCGAAUACUUCUCCAGACCCGAACCCGCUCAACCCAUCGUCAUCCGGCAAGAAGUGCCACAACCCAUCAUCAUACAAGAGCCAGCCCGGCAACAAAUCAUAGUCAGGCGAGAAGAGCCACAGUACGAGAUCAUCGAACGACCAGAGCCUGAGCCUGAGCGCCAGGUCGUUCGUCGGGAGCCACGCAGGGAAGAAGACUACUAUUACGAGCGAAAAAUCAAGGAAGUGGAUCGUGGCGGGAGACCUGAGGAACGAUACUACGACGAGAGAGAAUAUGGCCGCGACCGGCGUGGACGUGAUGAUCGCGAGGCGUACAGCGACGACGACAUUGUGUUCAUUCGCAAGGAACGUGAUACCUGGGGCGAGCGCGAUGUUAGUCCUCACCACAAGCGCCAUCUAGCUGAAGGUGUCAUCGGCGGGGUGGCCGCUGCGCAGUUGAUGCGGCAUCACAGGAAGAAGCAAGGGGAAGACCCAGGCCAUCAUAUCCGGCAAACCGUUGGCUACGGUGCCUUGGGAGCAAUCGGCGCCGAAGCCGUGAGUCGUUUCCGACGAUCUAGAUCACGCUCUAGGUCGGGAUCUCGAGAUCGUGGUCGUAGACAUCGCUCUUCGUCGAGAAACAAGAAGCUGGGCACUGUUGCUGCCAUUGCUGCGGUCGGUGCUCUCGCAUACGCCGCGAGCCGUAACAACAAGAACAAAACAGUUAUCGAGGACCGCCGAAGCAGAUCGAGGCGCAGGAGGUCCUCUGUCAGUGUGGUCAGCGACACUGAACGAGAUAGGUCUUCUAGCAAGCACCGAGAUCCCGAACACCGCAACCGUCGCGUUGCACAAGCCGGUCUUGCUACUGCUGCCGUUGCUGGCUUAGUCGAACGUGCCCGAAGCAAGUCACGAAGCAGGAAGGGUAAAAAGUCACGGAGCCGAAGCCGAAUAAAGACUGGGGUCCCUAUCGCUGCAGCUGGUCUCGCCGGAGCGGCGGUCGCUGGAUUGUACGAGAGGCAGCAAGCCAGGAAGGAAGAGAAGCUGGAGAGGUCGAGAUCAAGAUCAAGAUCCAGGUCGGUACGUUCCGGCAGAAGACAUAGCACUUCAAGUGACACUGCCCUUGUAGAGUACGGUGGUGAGCCAAUAUAUACCGACCCUCCUGUGAGCAGCCAUGCGCGCCAUUCUCGCAGCCGUGGCUACGACGACGAUCCAGCAGAUCGUAGGGGCAGACAUCGGGACUCAUCCAGUUCGUCAGAUGGUGGUCGCCGUCGGUCAAGCCGCAGCAGGAGUAAGAGUCGGAGUAGAAAACUAGCAGAAACAGCCGCUGUUGCUGGUGUUGCUGGUGUGGCUGCCCAUGAGGCUGCAAAACGACGAGAAAGGAAAAAGGCGGAGAAAGAGGAGCGGAGGCGUCAUUCUGAGGAAGCCAACUACUCUAAUGACAGCUUCUCUCCUCCUCCUCAUCCUCCUCCUCCUCCAAAUGGACAGCCCGAUGCAUACUUCCCCCAGUCGAAUUACUUCCCUCCGCCGCCCAGAUCAGCAACAGAGCCCUACCCACCAGAGCCUUAUCCACCAGGUCAAUAUCACCCUUACAAUCCAGCAGAUUACCCACCCCCUCCGGGUGCCGUGCCUCCUCAGCAACAAGCACCUUACGGUUACACGCCUCCUCUCCAGGAGCCUAAUCCUUAUGCACAAGAUCCUAGGUACCACCAACCAGGUGACAAUGUGAGUGCUCAGUCUACUCCAGGGCACAACGAUGAUGGUUUAAGCACACCUCGUAGCUCUUCUCCGGCGGACACUUCCAAAACCGUUAAAUUUAACCUCGAUCCUGAAGAGAAAACACUAUCGCCAGAGCGUCGUACGUCUCCAGAUCGGCGGCACUCAUCAGAAAGUUCAAGAGAUGGACAUCAUGAUAGGGGAAGAAAAGAUAGGCGCUCGAAACAUCGUAGUCGCGACGAUUCCCCUUCUUCGGUCUCAUCGGGUGAAACUAUCGAUCUUCCGCCCCGAUUCGAUGAGUCCGGCCGAGAAAAGUCCGACGAUCCUAUUGCUGAUAAACUCGAGGAUUUGCUUACCGGUAAAGGAACGGCUGGGAAGCUUUUUCAGCGUUUUGCGGGUGACUUGCUUGGCUCUUCUUCGUCUUCUUCGUCUGGACGAAGGAGAUAA
Molecule: messenger RNA, 2598 nt
Organism: Mytilinidion resinicola
Lineage: Eukaryota; Fungi; Ascomycota; Dothideomycetes; Mytilinidiales; Mytilinidiaceae
Exons: 3
Coding region: 1-2598 (865 amino acids)
Source: RefSeq, a predicted model, not a curated record